Molecule: messenger RNA, 568 nt
Organism: Homalodisca vitripennis (glassy-winged sharpshooter)
Lineage: Eukaryota; Metazoa; Arthropoda; Insecta; Hemiptera; Cicadellidae
Exons: 3
Coding region: 10-432 (140 amino acids)
Source: RefSeq, a predicted model, not a curated record
AAUUUUGGAAUGGAACGAACCAGGAGUUACCUGGUAGAGAAAUCCACUGAUCCAGUCUACACAUAUCUCUACACUGAUCAUUCAAGGUGCGCAUGUCACCUUAUGUUUAGAGGGGAACUUUCAAAGCUGCUUUCCUCAGAAACGUGCCAUGGUUCUGACGGCUUGUAUUCCAUAGAAGCAGAAUUUAUGAAAUCCCUGGAAGUAACUCCUGAAGGAAAGGAAGCAAUAAAAAAACAUGUCAAAGCAUGGAUAAAUUUUGCCUCUUUUGGGGAUCCAAACCACGAGGGGCUGGGAGUAGUUUGGAAAAAGGACUCAGUUGACAAUCCUUGUUUCCUAGAAAUGGGAACCUCCUGGAGUCUGAAAUCAGGCAUCCCUCAACCAGACAGGAUUGAAUUUUGGAAGAGGAUGGCAGCAAAAUAUUGUAAAGCUUAAUAUAUUUAUUAAAAAAAACUGUAUAAAAAAUACAAACCUGUAACAUUAUCCAGUUAAUCACAGUGCAUUUUUCCUUCCACUGAGCGCAUUUUAAUAAAAUGAAAUAAAAGAGUUUUUGUACCAAAUUCAAAUAAUA